AUGCCGUCGUCCGCUAUCUUCCCCGAUUGGGUCCUUGGAUAUCCCAAGCAUGAAAAGACAAAGCCCCAUGAUGUGCCGCACCGAAGACCAAAGGCCAGACCGCCACGCGGUAUCAGAGACAAGGUACCCCUCUACGGCAAACUACCCAAAUACACAGGUCCAUACCAAGUUGGAACCAUCGACCUUGAAGUGCCUGCCAAAGAGCCGCGGACAUUCUCACAUAUUACACGUCAGAAGGUCCAUAUCAUUGCAUUGGAAACGGUUCUCAUGACGAUCUACUAUCCAGCCCACCACGAUUCAAGGUCAGAGUUGAAAACAUCUGGGUUUGGCCAGAAAUUUCGCCCAACCUGGCUAAGCCGCCCGAGGGAUCAGACCAGUCGUGGAUACGCGCGGUUCUCUUCGCUCCCUGAAACUCUUACCGAGGCAUGGUUCUUCUGUACGGCUUGGUUCACAAAAUUGCCAGCGUACAAGAACGCCAGACUCGCAGAUCAUUGGCCCCUACAAAACACGGCUUCGACAAACCAUCGAAAGCAUGAGCGGCGCGUGGGCGAACCUCCUGCAGAUGGACCGGACAAGCCCAAGUUUCCUCUCGUUAUCUUCAGCCACGGCCUCGGUGGUACUAGAACAGCGUACUCGACUCUCUGUGGCGAGUUAGCUAGUCACGGAUUUGUCGUUGUCGCUUUAGAGCACAGGGACGGUAGUGGCCCGAGAACGUUAAUCAAUCAUCCGCCCGAGGGGCCUGCAAGUCGAGAGCGCGUCGAAGAACGUGGAAAUGUCGAACACUUCAAGCACAAUCAGAACAGGCCAUAUGAUAUUGUCGACUUCAUCUUUCCGAAAGGCGACAAAUUCGAUACGACUCCAGGGCAUGAAGUGGACAAAGAACUGCGCCGAGCUCAGAUAGAUCUCCGCUUGGCAGAGAUACAUGAGGCGUAUCAGGUCAUGCAAGAGAUAUGUGCUGGGCAUGGUGAUGCAGUGGCCGCUCGCAACCUCCGCCUCAAAGGUGCAAUUGGCGCAUCAAAGGCUGGCCUCGAGGGCAUUGACUGGUCCUCCUGGAAGGAUCGCUUUCACACCCAAGGCGUGACAAUGGUGGGUCAUUCGUUUGGCGGAACCACAACUGUGAGCCUUCUUCGACAUAGGGACAAAUUCAACUAUAUCACACAAGGCAUAGUGUACGAUAUUUGGGGUAUGGCAGUUCUGCCCGCUCCAGAUGAUCCACAAUACCGGCUGCACGUGCCUCUCCUUGGUAUCAAUUCAGAAGCGUUCAUGUACUGGCGCGAAAACUUCGACGUGGCCCAGUCCGUGAUCCAGGAGGCUUUGGACGAGGGUCAACCGGCGUGGCUCUUGACCGUUCGAGGCACUGUCCACAUUUCUCAGUCGGACUUCUGCGUCCUCUACCCACAUGUCGCGAGCCUUGUCUUGAAAACAACCAUCAAUCCUAUCCGAGCGAUCGACUUGAACAUCGAUGCAUCCCUGCAAUUUCUCUCCCGAGUUAUGCCGGAGCAGAUCAAGCAUAAUCAACCUUUCAUGAGGACUUUAUCCCCGAAUAAAUUGCUUGACUUGGAUGUCUUGCAUAAGGUCCCGAGUGAGCACAAACCGAACCAAAAAUGGACUGCUGCAAGGCUAAGGAUCAAACAUGAAGGACUCAAGCGAAUGACCCCAGGGGCUCGAAGACGAUAUUGGAAGCGAUUGCACAAGUUGGGCCAGGAAGUCUGGCUUCAUUUGAAUCCGGAUUGCGCAAAGCUCGGGAGGUGCCAGACUUGCAUCGAUCGACGGUCGGGGCAUAUGCAGCUGGGAGGCGAUGUUGAAGCGGCAGAGGAAGAUGAAUGGGCAAACAUCGAAAGUGGCCAGACGAGUUCGAGGGCGAAUUCGUUACGUUCACACGGAGAUUGA
Molecule: messenger RNA, 1890 nt
Organism: Exophiala xenobiotica
Lineage: Eukaryota; Fungi; Ascomycota; Eurotiomycetes; Chaetothyriales; Herpotrichiellaceae
Exons: 1
Coding region: 1-1890 (629 amino acids)
Molecular function (GO): 1-alkyl-2-acetylglycerophosphocholine esterase activity
Source: RefSeq, a predicted model, not a curated record